This is a messenger RNA of Arabidopsis thaliana (thale cress), 702 nucleotides long. Its product is annotated as Cysteine/Histidine-rich C1 domain family protein. Lineage: Eukaryota; Viridiplantae; Streptophyta; Magnoliopsida; Brassicales; Brassicaceae. The record is from RefSeq and is marked reviewed. The transcript has 2 exons. Bases 1 to 702 code for a protein of 233 amino acids.
AUGGAUGAAUGUGACUUCAGCAUACACGAAGCAUGUGCAAAUGCACCUUGCAAGAAAUAUCAUGCAUUGAAUCCAUAUCCACUUACGCUAAAGGUCGUAACUUGUGAAAAUGAAGACAACGGAGGAUAUUUUUCUUGUGAUGCUUGUCAACGUGAGAGUUGUGGUUUCGUUUAUGAAAAUUUUGGAGGAGAGAAUGGUGGUUCCAGGUUUCGACUAGAUUUACGAUGUGCCUCGGUUUCUGAACCAUUUGAAUAUCUAGGUCAUGACCAUCCCUUAUACCUAGCUUUGAAUCCAGAAGAAGAAAGUGUGCUACCUUACCCUACAAGGCAAGAUAUCAACAUGACAAGCAUUUCCUCACAUUUUAUGAAGCGGAAGGGGCAAAUGAUCAUUCAGAGUGGUGUGAUGUAUGCGAAAGAAGAACAGAAAGGGUUCUAUUCUUGCGAAGACUGCUGCACCACUCUUCAUAUUGAUUGUUUGCUUGGGGAAGACAUGUAUAUGAAGCCUGACCACAAUAUAAUGUAUAAGAAGGGUUUCACCGGAUAUUAUAUGAAGCUUCAUAUUCUUCCCAACAAUACUUUGUCUCGGCCAUUUUGCAAUACGUGCAGGCAGCGUUGUCGUCAGAAAAUAGUUUUCAAAUACAAAGAACACUACAGAUUUUGUAAUGUAUCUUGCCUCUUGUAUAAUAAAAAGAUAGUCCGUUGA